UGUCGUCCACCUCUCCCGCGGAAGCGUUGAAAUUAAAAAAAAAAAGCGUACUGGUAACGGUGUCGGUGUGUCUGCGCCGCUCAGGGUGGGUGGAGGUCUGGGUUCGACAGCGGGCGUCCGAAGGGGACGGCGCCGGUUCCCCAGCGGAGACGGGGCGUGGACGGCACCAGCGGAAAAGUUUAAAGACCGGGUGUGGCGGGUGUUCUGACGUCACUCUGCGCGCGACGCUUCCCCGGAGCUGGACUACAACUCCCAGAAGGCUUCGCGCGCAGACUGCGACCCAGUCAAGUGGGCGCCUGGCCCGGGCGCCGGUGGAACCGAGGGACCCGGCUCGGAGACGCCGUGCCUGGUGACUCCCGCUGCGGCGGGGACCGGACGGCCGGCGUCAUGACUCUGUUCCACUUCGGGAACUGCUUCGCCUUGGCCUACUUUCCCUACUUCAUCACGUACAAGUGCAGCGGCCUGUCUGAGUACAACGCCUUCUGGAAAUGCGUCCAGGCCGGGGUCACCUACCUCUUUGUGCAGCUAUGCAAGAUGCUGUUCUUGGCCACUUUCUUCCCCACCUGGGAAGGUGGCAUCUAUGACUUCAUUGGGGAAUUCAUGAAGGCCAGCGUGGAUGUGGCAGACCUGAUAGGCCUCAACCUUGUCAUGUCCCGGAAUGCCGGCAAGGGAGAGUACAAGAUCAUGGUAGCUGCCCUUGGCUGGGCCACCGCAGAACUCAUUAUGUCCCGCUGCAUCCCCCUGUGGGUCGGAGCGCGGGGCAUUGAGUUUGACUGGAAAUACAUCCAGAUGAGCAUCGACUCCAACAUCAGCCUGGUGCAUUACAUCGUCGCCUCGGCCCAGGUCUGGAUGAUCACACGCUACGACCUCUACCACACUUUCCGGCCAGCCGUCCUCCUCCUCAUGUUUCUCAGUGUCUACAAGGCGUUUGUCAUGGAGACCUUUGUACACCUUUGCUCCCUGGGCAGCUGGACCGCGCUGCUGGCCCGAGCAGUAGUCACGGGGCUGCUGGCCCUCAGUACCUUGGCCCUGUACAUCGCCGUCGUCAAUGUGCACUCCUAGACUUGGUGUCCCAGAGUCACUGGACCUGUUUCCCUGUCUCUCUCCAGGUGUUUAUGCAGUAAACAGUAUUUGGAAAGUUG
This is a messenger RNA of Dipodomys ordii (Ord's kangaroo rat), 1142 nucleotides long. It is a transcript of the gene Tmem147, whose product is annotated as transmembrane protein 147. The coding region runs from base 388 to 1062 and encodes 224 amino acids. The transcript has 7 exons. Lineage: Eukaryota; Metazoa; Chordata; Mammalia; Rodentia; Heteromyidae. The record is from RefSeq and is a predicted model, not a curated record.